Molecule: messenger RNA, 1434 nt
Organism: Perca fluviatilis (European perch)
Lineage: Eukaryota; Metazoa; Chordata; Actinopteri; Perciformes; Percidae
Gene: ankrd16
Product: ankyrin repeat domain 16
Exons: 7
Coding region: 139-1254 (371 amino acids)
Molecular function (GO): protein binding
Source: RefSeq, a predicted model, not a curated record
GGUCAUGGUUGGCCACUUUAUUUUUCACUACUCUGCGAAAACAACCUGUGAAAUACAUUUCUCCAGCAUGUAUUGAAGAAGCCCAGCUUAACUAUUUUCUGUUCUGUCAGGUGACUGUGUGUUUAACCUCCACUCAGGAUGGACGAAAACACUUUAAAACUCCUGGCGAAACUCACUCAGGAGGGACAGUUAAGCGCUCUGGAUAAACGGAUAACAUUAGGUGGCUCGGCGGUGGCUCAGACUGUCAGCAGCAAACACUUCGGUCGGUCAGGGGACACCCUGCUGCACUACGCUGCCAGAAAGGGACACCUGGACAUUGUGGAAUAUCUAAUAAAGCAGGUAGGCAUGGAUGUGGAGGUGUACAACAACGACUACAAGAGGCCGCUGCACGAAGCUGCGUCUAUGAGCCACCAGGCUUGUGUUAGCUACCUGCUCCGGGAAGGAGCCAAGGUGGACAGUCUGAAGAAAGCUGACUGGACUCCCCUGAUGAUGGCCUGCACCCGGAGAAACCUGGCCGUGAUCCAGGAGCUGCUGCGCCACGGCGCCGACCCUGCACUGAGAAACAAAGACGGCUGGAACUCCUUCCACAUUGCCUGCAGGGAGGGCGAUCCCCUGGUCAUACAGCACAUGCUUCUUGUCGCGCCGGAUGUCUGGAAGACGGAGAGCAAGACGCGCAGGACACCACUACACACUGCAGCGAUGCACGGCUGUGAGGAGGUUGUUCGGAUCUUGCUGGAGAGAUGUGGCUACACCCCCGACAGCGCUGACAGCUGUGGAGUCACUGCUUUCAUGGACGCUGUCAGGAACGGACACAUUUCUGUGGCCAGGCUGCUUUUAGAGAAGCAUCAGGCGUCUCCCACAGCAGCGGACAUACUUGGGGCUCAGGCGGUGCACCAGGUGGCUGUCACCGGCCAGGAGGAGGCGCUGCGGUAUCUGGUGCGGGACCUGAAUGUAGACGUCAAUCAAAGAGCAACUGGCAUCCAGCUCACUGCCCUGCAUUACGCUGCAAAGGAGGGCCAUACGUCCACUAUAAAAACACUGCUGGAGUUGGGGGCAGAUCUUCAUGUUCGGGACAAAAAGGGAAGAACUGCUCUCCAUAUGGCCUGCAUCGGGCAGCAUGCAGACGCCGCCGGGACACUCCUGCAGCUCGGACUCAAAGACUCCGAGGAUGCGUGUGGCACAACAGCACGGCAGCAUGCCAGGAAACCAGACGUAGUGCGAGUGUUUGAAUGUGGCUUACAGGACCCAUUAUAAACGAUACCUUAGUUAUACAGAACACAGAUUUAGGUAUAUAACAUUCAUAUAAGUAAAGAAAAGAACCUGAAACAAGUAAAGUCAAACAGUUUAGGUUGUGAAGAUUAGCAUACAUCUUUACUUGCACUGUGUUGUGUAGUGGACACAUGACUUUAAAUAAAGUCUGUCUUUAGUCUCUUA